AUGCAUCUUCUCCGUCCUUUUGUUCUCUCUGUGCUCCUUUUCGUCAUCCUGCACGCACCCCCGCCCUCCGCCGCCACAGACACGCUCCGACCCGGCCAUGCGCUUGCCGGCAGAGACAAGCUUGUCUCGGCCAAUGGCAAGUUCGCGCUCGGCUUCUUCCAACUCCAAACAGGGAGCUCGUCCUCUAAUAUCUCCUACCUCGGCAUAUGGCUCGACAAAGUCCCCGUGCUGACCCCUGUGUGGACAGCCAACAGGGACAAUCCGGUCUCCAAUUCCACUUCGCCGGAGCUCAUCAUUUCCGGCGACGGCAACAUGGUUGUCUCAGCUCAGGGCAACACCAUCUGGUCUACCCGGGCAAACACAACAACCAAUGACACUGUCGCUGUGCUCUUGGGCAAUGGCAACCUUGUUCUAAGGAGCUCCUCCAACUCUUCGCUCACAUUCUGGGAAAGCUUCGACUACCCAACAGACACCCAGCUACCUGGUGUAAAGAUUGGAUGGAACAAGGUCACAGGCUUGAACCGUCGACUUGUUUCGAGGAAGAAUUCCAUCGAUCUAUCUUCUGGUAUGUACUCCUCGAGGCUGGAUCACGAUGGGGUUGCCAGGAUGCUAUGGAACUCAUCUGCUGUGUAUUGGUCUAGCACGUGGAAUGGUAGAUUCUUCGGUUCGGUACCGGAGAUGUCUGCAGGUUCCCCAAACGCCAAUUUUACGUUCGUCAACAACGACCAAGAGCUUUACUUCACCUACAACAUAUUUGAUGAGAGCAUAAUCACACUCACUACGCUGGAUGUCUCUGGUCAAAACCAAGUGCGUGUUUGGACCGGGCAGGAUUGGAUGGCAGUGGACAAUCAACCAGCACAUCAGUGUGAUGUGUAUGCUGUCUGUGGCCCUUUCACUGUCUGCACUUCUAGUGCAGAUCCUUAUUGCAGUUGCAUGAAGGGAUUCUCUGUGAGAUCACCUGCGGAUUGGGAGAUUGAGGACAGAACAGGCGGGUGCAUCAGAAACACCCCACUGAACUGCGGCGCUGACGAUGGAAACAAAACAGGUAUGGCAGACAAAUUCUACUCUAUGCCAGGCAUUAGGUUGCCCCAGAAUGGCAAAAUCAUGCCAAAUGCAUCAAGCACGAAAGAAUGUGCACAAGUUUGUUUGAGUAAUUGCUCUUGCACUGCAUAUUCUUAUGGUAAAGAUGGUUGCUCUAUCUGGCAUGAUGAGUUACUUAAUGUAGCUACUGACGGUAAUGAAGAAAUGAUUUACCUUCGCCUUGCUGCAAAAGAGUUAGAGAGUGGGAAAGGCAAUAGGAGUGCCAUGAUAAUUGGUGUUGCCGUUGGCACAAGCAUUGCCGUUUUGGUUUUUAUUCUCCUCAUGGUGAUUUGGAGGAGAAAUGGGAAGUGGUCUAGACCCAUAGUAGACAAUGAUCAAGGUAGCGUUGGCAUAAUUGCGUUCAAAUAUGUUGACUUGCAAGACGCAACCAAAAAAUUCUCAGAGAAGCUAGGCGCAGGUGGUUUUGGUUCUGUAUUUAAGGGGUGCCUGAGUGACUCGAUUGCCAUAGCAGUGAAAAGGCUCGAUGGCGCCCGACAAGGAGAGAAACAAUUCAGGGCAGAAGUAAAUUCAAUUGGAGUCAUCCAGCAUGUAAACUUAGUGAAAUUGAUCGGGUUUUGCUGCGAAGGUGAUAGGAGGUUACUCGUGUACGAGCACAUGCCAAACGGCUCCCUGGAUUCUCACCUGUUCCAAAGUUAUGGUACAAUUUUAGAUUGGAACAUGAGAUACCAAAUAGCUCUUGGAGUUGCUAGAGGUCUAGGAUACUUGCACCAUGGCUGCCGAGACUGCAUCAUACACUGUGAUAUCAAACCACAGAAUAUACUUCUGGAUGCAUCUUUUGUUCCAAAAAUUGCAGAUUUUGGGAUGGCCAAGUUACUUGGGAGGGAGUUCAGCCGUGUUGUGACUACAAUGCGAGGAACCGUCGGAUAUCUUGCUCCAGAAUGGAUCAGUGGAACGCCUAUUACUCCCAAAAUCGAUGUUUAUAGCUACGGGAUGGUCUUGCUAGAGAUCGUAUCGGGAAAGAGGAACUGUAUUGAACAUUCGUCCGGUCAUACUGAAGGCCAAGGAGACUAUUUACCUGUGCAAGUUGCACACAAGCUUCUCCAUGGAGACAUUCUGAGCAUUGUCGAUGCAAACCUUGCAUGGCGUCGUGAACAUAGAGGAAGCUGA
Messenger RNA from Miscanthus lutarioriparius, 2208 nucleotides. NCBI's taxonomy places the organism in Eukaryota, Viridiplantae, Streptophyta, Magnoliopsida, Poales, Poaceae. The record is from the annotation of a GenBank genome assembly.